AUGGUCCACGAUAUCUCCUAUGACGCGGCGACUAACCUUGUCAAAAAGGAACCAAGAGUUGCGCCCCAAUCAUCGAGCGACGAAGAGGAUAUUCAGUGUGAUCCGGCGACCCUGUUUCGUUCUCUGGAGAGCUUUAUGGAUGAGGAUUUACCCCUCCAGGGGGUACCGCUUACUGUCGGCGAGUUUAUUCAUGGGAGAAUGGAAGCGCGUGCGGAGCGUCGUGCUGCAACCGUGAGAAAUGUACCCUACCUCCACAAUACAAGAGCCCGGUUGGUUGACACUCCACCACCGAACCCUGAACCUGAAGGAUUUCGAUCUAUUUACGCAGCGCCCCCCGGCUUUGCACCUAGUGUUCCUAUUUCGAGACCUCUUGAAGCGCGUUCCCUGCCUCCUCCGAUUCAUGCAUACAGAGCUCGUUCUCCUCCAUCUUAUGCGAGAUAUCAACCUCCUGUUCCUGUCUCUGAUGGUGUUCGGUGUCGGUCUCCGUUUCGCGUCUCCGACGCUCUACGUACUCCUCCAGGUCCACCAUAUAGACGUUAUUCACCCCACCCACCGUCCAUCGAUGGGAUUCAGUGUCCCGUGUCUCCGGUAGAAGGACGUAUACGUCCGUACUCACCUCCACCGCGCCCCCCGUCGACUUCCUGUCAGGCAGGGGACCUUCACCACCCCCGCCAGUGCGACCCGCCG
Messenger RNA from Mesorhabditis spiculigera, 687 nucleotides. The record is from the annotation of a GenBank genome assembly. NCBI's taxonomy places the organism in Eukaryota, Metazoa, Nematoda, Chromadorea, Rhabditida, Rhabditidae.